AUGAAGUUAAGCCAGUUUUCAAUAAUAUUUACGCUACUAAGUAUACUUAAAGGAACUAUUAAAGGAGGAUUAGAAGAUCAUAUUAAAAGGAUUGAUCAAACUGACGCUGCUGUUCGAACACAAGCCUUAAUGUAUGAGCCAAGAAUAGACAUUUUUUGUAAUAGAGGUGUUAUGUACGUGUACUGUUUUUUAUUUGUAGUUGUUGGCUUAGUUUCUGCAUUUUGCAUUGGAUUUUCACUGUGCUGCGGUCGUAACUUAACUAUGUAUUUUUUUAGUGCUAUUUUGCUGGCAGAUAUAAUUUUUUUUAUUCUUUGUCUUUUAAUGUAUAGGUUUUGGGAAUGUAGGCCGGUUGUACGGUCACGGGUUUGA
Messenger RNA from Vairimorpha ceranae, 369 nucleotides. RefSeq lists its product as hypothetical. Lineage: Eukaryota; Fungi; Microsporidia; Nosematidae. The transcript has a single exon. The record is from RefSeq and is a predicted model, not a curated record. Bases 1 to 369 code for a protein of 122 amino acids.